Molecule: messenger RNA, 2691 nt
Organism: Anopheles cruzii
Lineage: Eukaryota; Metazoa; Arthropoda; Insecta; Diptera; Culicidae
Product: polypeptide N-acetylgalactosaminyltransferase 2-like
Exons: 2
Coding region: 449-2281 (610 amino acids)
Cellular component (GO): Golgi apparatus
Source: RefSeq, a predicted model, not a curated record
GGUGACGGCGAGUGAUACGGUCAUUCGGUAGGGUUGGUCAAAUGGAUGGCUGUGGUUGUUGUGCACCGUGCGAAAAGUUUGCAGUUUUCAACGCAAUCCGGUUUACAGCGGGACCUGCGGCGACGACAACCUAGGCGAUACGCUCACGGCGGCGGCGCUAUUGCUGGGCGAAAGGUUCUUCGUGCCUGUGCCAGCGCAAAAGGCACGCCGGAUUGGAGUGGAAAACGAAGAUGCAACGCGAAACCAGCAAGGUAACACUAGAAUCUCGCAACUACGUGAUAGCUGCAACGAUGGACCGUACAACAGAUAUUUCGGUUGCGAAAUAACGUGCUACCCGGCAAACGAAGCUAGUUGAGCUGCGUCGUCGAAUGCCUAUCGUGUGUGUGCGAAUCGAUGUAAUCGAUUUAUCCGACACCAGCAGCAGCAGAAUAGUCAUAGCAAAGUCGCCAUGAGACGGAAUGUGAAAGUAUUUGGUCUCAUCUCCAUCACCUGGAUCGUGGUGGUCAUCUACUACUUCCAGGGUGACUACUAUCACAACGACGGCAACCGAGCUUUGCGUUUGCGCAGCAGCAGCACAGCAAAUCAGCUGAGCAAUCAGUACAGCCACAACGGUGGCCGCCUGCAGCACGGCAUGGCACUGACGCAUCGUGACAACGAACAUCUGCGCCAAUCGAAAAAUGGCGAAAGCAGCAGCUUGCGAAUGAGCAGCAGUAGUAGCAUCAGUCUCCUUAGCAGUAGUAGCAAUAGCAAUAGCGUACUUAGUUAUAAAUCACCACCCCUGACAUGGGACUAUUUUGACGAGGCGAGCUACAUCCAGAAGGGAGGCCUACAGCGAGGCGAGGAUCCGUAUCUGCGAAAUCGGUUUAAUCAGCAGGCGAGCGACGGGCUAAAGAGUAACCGCGAGCUGCCCGAUACGCGCAACGCCAUGUGUCGCCGGGCGGUCUGGUCAUCCGCCGCUAGUAUCGAGUCGCUGCCAGCGACGAGCAUCAUUAUUACGUUCCACAACGAAGCGCGUAGUACGCUGCUGCGGACCGUGGUUAGUGUGCUGAACCGCUCGCCAGAACGUCUCAUCCAUGAGAUCAUUCUUGUCGACGACUUUUCCGACUUCCCCGAGGACGGUCAGGAGCUGGCGAAGAUUCAGAAGGUGCGCCUGAUUCGUAACCCCAAACGUGAGGGCUUAGUGCGUUCGCGUGUUACCGGUGCGGCUGCGGCCACCGCCAAGGUGCUCACCUUUUUGGACAGUCACUGUGAGUGCAAUGUGCACUGGCUCGAACCGCUGCUGGCACGGGUAGCCGAAGAUCCGACACGCGUCGUCUGCCCCGUGAUUGACGUGAUUAGCAUGGAUACGUUUCAGUAUAUCGGAGCGUCGGCCGAUUUGCGCGGUGGGUUCGACUGGAAUCUCGUGUUCAAGUGGGAGUAUCUGAGCGGGGCGGAAAGAAAGGAGCGACAGCGUGAUCCGACCGCCCCAAUCCGUACGCCGAUGAUCGCUGGAGGAUUGUUUGUGAUUGAUCGAGCAUACUUUGAGCGGCUGGGCACCUAUGACACCCAGAUGGACAUCUGGGGCGGCGAGAACCUAGAGAUUAGCUUCCGCGUAUGGCAGUGUGGUGGAUCACUGGAGAUCAUCCCAUGCAGUCGCGUCGGCCAUGUGUUUCGGAAACGCCAUCCGUACACGUUUCCGGGCGGAGGAAGCGGCAAUAUAUUCGCGAAAAACACUCGCCGCGCAGCCGAAGUUUGGAUGGACGAGUACAAACGGUAUUACUACGCGGCCGUACCACUGGCGACGAACAUUCCCUUCGGUGACAUCGAGGAUCGGUUGCGGUUGCGUAGUGAGCUCCAGUGCAAACCUUUCCGCUGGUACCUGGAGCACGUUUAUCCGCAACUCAGCAUUCCCGAGAGACGCAACAACGGCAGCUUGCGACAGGGUGCCCUCUGUCUGGACAGUUUAGGCAACAUGGCAGGAGCGAUUGUCGGUCUGUACAGCUGCCACGGUAACGGGGGCAACCAGAACUGGGUGCUGAAUCGAAAAAGCGAAGUGAAACAUCACGAUCUCUGCUUGACGCUGGUCAAAUUUGCCAUCAACGCGCGCUACAACAGUGUCCUAAUGAAGUACUGUGACGGCUCGGAGAACCAGCAGUGGCACCUAAAGGACGGUGGGUUGAUCCAGCACCGGAAGAUUAACGUGUGUCUCGAUUCGCGCCACAUGAAGGAGCGUGGAAUCACGGCUGAACGGUGCAAUUCGGCACUCGAAACGCAGCGCUGGAAGGUAGUCGCAGAGUCUUAGGAAGCUCGGGAACAAACCGAGGUUGGGGGCGAAUGUGGUGAAUCCUUCAACGUCUCUUCCAUUCGGUGGCGUAGAGUAAACGAAGAUGUAAUCUGUGUUCUUUGUUGUUAUAUGCAUACAUUCUAUUUAAAAAAUUACAACCGAUUCCCGAUUCAAUGGUAUUAGAUAGUACGAAACGUAGCAUUGUGAAACACAAAUCAACCUGAAUGGUAGAGAUUGAGCAUGAGAAGGCAGUUGAUUUUUUUCAUUAACAUCACAGCCUCAUACCGUAAAUAUACAACCACACCAACCCAAUUUGAGGAACAUCCCGGUAAAAAUAAAAAGAAAAUCGAGAGAAGCACACGAAAGAUCGAGCAACUCUUGAUGUGCAAGCAAGAAAACCAUGUUUCUUUCAUUGUAUUCCUUCCGUG